AUGGAGCGCCGCCACCAGCUGAUCUCCAACACCCUGAAGGCCAAGAAGCGGCGGCUGCAGCCGGGACCCGACCCUGGGGACACAGGAGAACCAGACAGACAGGAGGGCCCCGGGGCGGUGGAUUCGGCUCUCCGGUAUCUCGCUUCCCUCUUCCCUCGCCAGCUGUUUGAGGAUGCGCUGCCCCCCGUCGUCCUGAAGCACCAGCUCUACAGCCUGGUGAGGGAUCGCACGGCCGUGGACAGGCAGCUGAGCCGGCUGAAGGACGAGGGGCUGAUCCGGCUCUUCCAGCUUGGAUUCGACUCAGACGUCUUCGGGGUGGCGUUCACCCAGGACUACACGGCCAAGGUGCUGCAGUCCGUGGCGGGGAAGGAGCACGCCGGGACGGUGCGCAGGUUCCUGGAGACGGCGUUCGCCUCCUGUCCUGAACUCAGCUACGACAAUGGCCGCAUGCUGAGGGACUUCGGCUUCCGGGAUCCGGAUAUCACGCAGCUGGUAAAUGCCGGGGUCCUGACCGUCCGUGAUGCUGGCAGCUGGUGGCUAGCCGUGCCGGGAGCCGGGCGCUUCGUUAAAUGCUUCAUCAAAGGGCGCAAGGCCGUGCUGGGGAUGAUCCAGAAGGCCAAGUACAAAGAGAUUUUGCUGUCGGAUCUGCAGAGCCGCCGGGCUCCCAGCGCCGUGAAACUGGGGCUCCCCUACCACAUCCAUGACCUCAUCGGGGCACAGCUGGUCGACUGCAUCCCCAGCACUUCCGGGACCCUGCUGCGAUUGGCCGAGUCCUGACCCCGCGACCUGAGGAGCUCCGAGAGAUCUGUGCCAAGCACUGACUGAUGCUGGGGGGCAGAGGGGGCUCACCGCCGUGGGGACUUGCGUUUCCCAUCAUGCAGCGGGGCUCAGCCCCUCUGGGCCCCUGCGGAGUGACUGGGGGUCUAGGCAGUUUAAUUUAUUUUGUGGAUCAAUGUGUGCAUGGGAAGGGAUGAAGGAUCGGGGCCUGGCCCCAUGGGACUUGGGGGGGAAAUGGCGAGAUUUGAGCUGUGGCUCAGCGGCAGGGCCGUGGAGGGCAAUAAAUGGGGGUUUCUCUGC
Emys orbicularis (European pond turtle) is the source of this 1077-nucleotide messenger RNA. RefSeq names its product serine/threonine kinase 19 (gene WHR1). NCBI's taxonomy places the organism in Eukaryota, Metazoa, Chordata, Testudines, Emydidae. The transcript has 7 exons. Gene Ontology annotation, biological process: positive regulation of Ras protein signal transduction; protein phosphorylation. Gene Ontology annotation, molecular function: protein serine/threonine kinase activity. The record is from RefSeq and is a predicted model, not a curated record. Bases 1 to 777 code for a protein of 258 amino acids.